GUGCCAAGAGGUUUUCUGUAAUUGGCAAAAGAGGGAAAUAAGCCUUUAAUCUUUAAGUCCGUUCUCCGCUUGCAGAGGCGUGUGCUGCAAAACUGUGUAGAAGUUAAAAGGGAACAUUAUGAGAAUUUUGGUAUGAGUAGAUAGGGGCCGGGUAAAGGCAAAACCACUCUUCCUGUGGUUUUGGACAUAAGCGUCGGCACUCAGACGAGGGACCUGCGAAUUCUGAGAAGAGCGAGUGAGAGCGGACGCCUAGGGCUCGGCACACUGGCCAUCGGCUCACCAACAGCCAUGCGAAUACUCACAUUCCUGACGCUCUGUCUUCUAAGAGUUCAGAUGGCAGCUGCUUUACAGGAGCCGGAGACUUGUUAUAUAUUGGAUGCUCUCCUUUUCCUCUAUGGUAUUAUCCUGACGGUGCUCUACUGCCACCUCAAGAUAAAAACAAAGAAAGAGGAAAGUGAGAGAGCUGCUUUGUACGAGCGUCUCAAACAUCCUGAAGCGCAAAUCUACAGCGAGAUCAACAUGGGACCGGGGGGCGUAGAAUCCAAGAAAGGAGCGUGUGAAGGCGUAUACACCGGUCUGGGCCCCGUGGAGAAGGCAACGUAUGAAAAACUCAACUUGAAGGGAAUGGACGCCGGGAUCACUGGCACAGACCAGAUUCCACCGAGCUGGAUCUGUGCACGAAGAGAUUUCCGACGCGCUCGCGUGUUCACAAGCGGACAUGCAAGAUCCACGGUGCAUUAA
Spea bombifrons (plains spadefoot toad) is the source of this 741-nucleotide messenger RNA. RefSeq names its product Fc epsilon receptor Ig (gene FCER1G). The transcript has 7 exons. Gene Ontology annotation, cellular component: Fc-epsilon receptor I complex. Gene Ontology annotation, biological process: cell surface receptor signaling pathway. The record is from RefSeq and is a predicted model, not a curated record. The coding region runs from base 289 to 741 and encodes 150 amino acids. Gene Ontology annotation, molecular function: IgE receptor activity. NCBI's taxonomy places the organism in Eukaryota, Metazoa, Chordata, Amphibia, Anura, Pelobatidae.